Messenger RNA from Mesorhabditis spiculigera, 723 nucleotides. The record is from the annotation of a GenBank genome assembly. Lineage: Eukaryota; Metazoa; Nematoda; Chromadorea; Rhabditida; Rhabditidae.
UUUGGCUACCGUACCCUAUUCGCUGUGGGACGGAGUGCUGAUCCGCAGAUCGAAGAAAAUGUCAGGGCCGAAUCUCGGAUACAUGGUGACAUUAUCCAAGCGGAUUUUAUGGAUGCGUAUCGGAAUAUGACGAUUAAAUACCUCGCCUGGAUGAGGUACGUCCGUGAUUAUUGCCCGGACGUGAAGAUGAUCGUCAAGAUGGAUGAUGACAUCCUCCCCAACAUCUUCUGGAUUUUUAUGGACCUCCAGCAAGCAGGGAAAAUCCAAACCAAGCGCAGCUUCACGUGCACAAAUUUUGCCGGGCCCGUUUAUAGGGAUAUCCACAGCCCAUGGUACGUCCCAAAAGAGGCUCAUCCAGGGGACAGCUGGGAGGACUACUGUAGUGGGCCGGCGCUGUUGCAGACAGCCGACCUUUGCGGCCCGCUAGUGCAUCAGGCCGAACAACACGAAUUUUACGUUUCGGUAGACGAUGCGUGGAUUACCGGCACGCUGACCAAGGAGAUCAAUGCUACGCACGAUUUCCAUACCUAUGGCUCAAACUUCCAAUGGGACGACAAGCAAACGGAAUUCCAGAUGUUGGCAAGGAGCCAUAUUUUUGGCGCCUACAAAACAACCACGCAGAUGAAGCGGAUUUUCACGCAGCUCGCAUAUUUGUAUGGGGCAGCUACAGAUCCGCCGGAUCAGCUGAAGGGCUUCUACAAGGGCGGGCCAAAGAAUAAGGAA